Molecule: messenger RNA, 1296 nt
Organism: Exaiptasia diaphana
Lineage: Eukaryota; Metazoa; Cnidaria; Anthozoa; Actiniaria; Aiptasiidae
Exons: 1
Coding region: 1-1296 (431 amino acids)
Biological process (GO): DNA replication
Molecular function (GO): nucleotide binding; DNA binding; DNA-directed DNA polymerase activity
Source: RefSeq, a predicted model, not a curated record
AUGUGCAGUUCGUUGGUGCCCAAGGACCACCUCUGUUUUGUUCAAAAGGUCACCUUACCCGAUUACGACRCGUUUCGAUUUUUGUUUUUCGACAUUGAAGCUCUGGCGUAUGAAGAGGACCGCAUCCACUGCGUGUGUCUUGUCAAAGCCCUUCAUGUGUGUCAGGAGUGUCACGAAGAUCAAACCUUUACAUCGUUGUGCCCUUUGUUUGAAGGUGGAAUGACAAGUCGGAUGAAGAYGUUUCAUACGCUGGACGCUUUCAUGGAGUGGCUGCUGUCUGUUCAGAAUCGGGGUACUGUUUGUUUCGCUCACAACCUCAAAGGAUGCGACGGACAAUUUGUGGUGUCUUGGAUGAUCAAUAACAGCUUUGUGCCCAAAGUGAUUCUUAAUGGGCGUAAAUUAAUGUCCAUCACUUACCUCGCGCUGUCUUUGUCCCUUAAGGACUCUAUGAAUUUUGUCCAUGCCGGUUUGUCAAAGCUGCCAGGGAUGUUUGGCCUUGARGAUCAGAAGGGUUAUUUUCCUCACAAAUUUAACACAUCUGCUAAUCGCGAUUAYGUGGGAGCUCUUCCUGCCUUGGAGUAMUAUGCCCCUGAAUUGAUGACCUCAAAAGAAAGGCGCGAGUUUUUGACUUGGUACGAGAAAGAGGCCGACAAGAACCAAGAGUGGUGCUUAAAGAGCGUCGAAGAUCCCUMUUGUGAARUGGACGUGAAAGUUCUUGCUGGGGCGAUGAUGAAAUUCCGAGACGUGAGCGUCKMGACAACAGGAAUUGAUCCCUUGAAGCAAUGUUUGACCUUGGCCUCGUUUACCCUGAAAGAUUUUUUCGCCAAUCACAUGCCAGUCCACAGCAUUGGCUCCAUUCCUGCUAYAGRCUAUCGGCCGCGGCAGAACAAUUCCGUAAAGUGCGCGAGUUGGUUUUUGACCCUGAACGCACAAGGUACGAUCGAUCUUCAUAGCUUUAGAUCUGUGCUGCACACGCAAGGAGAGGCCUGUUUGCAGGGUAUGUACGUGGACGGCUUCGAAGAAAGGACUAAGGUCGUUUACGAGUUUCAGGGAUGUUAUUUCCAUGGAUGCCCCGAGUGUUUUCCACGAAGGUCUACUACCAAUCCGAAGACAGGGAAGAAGAUGGAAGUGGCUUAUGAAGAAACGCUCACAAAACUAACCCGCUUACGGCUGUUGGGGCUUCAGGUGUUCGAGAUGUGGGAGCACGAUUGGGACGAGGUAGAGAACAAAGUGGAUGUGGAUGAGGACAUCAAGGAGACGCUGUCGCCCUUAGACCUUCGCGACGCCAUGUUUUGA